This is a messenger RNA of Erigeron canadensis, 1284 nucleotides long. Its product is annotated as SUMO-activating enzyme subunit 1B-1-like. Lineage: Eukaryota; Viridiplantae; Streptophyta; Magnoliopsida; Asterales; Asteraceae. Gene Ontology annotation, cellular component: SUMO activating enzyme complex; cytoplasm. The record is from RefSeq and is a predicted model, not a curated record. Gene Ontology annotation, biological process: protein sumoylation. Gene Ontology annotation, molecular function: SUMO activating enzyme activity.
ACAUAAAUUAAAUACUUUCAACCAAAUAUAGAAGCUUCUAAUUUAAUUUAAUUCUCAUUCUCAUCGGUGUGUAAUAGAACGUAUCUUUUGAUUUCUUUAAAUUAUUCAGCGAAAGUCUGAUUAGUUUGACUGACGGCGGCAAUGAACGGAGAAGAGUUGACCGAGCAGGAAACCGCUUUGUAUGAUCGCCAAAUUAGGGUUUGGGGGGUUGAUGCCCAGCGAAGGCUGAGCAAAUCUCACGUAUUUGUCAGUGGACUCAAAGGCACUGCUGUUGAGUUCUGCAAGAACAUUGUUCUGGCAGGGGUAGGAAGUUUGACCUUGAACGAUGAUAACCCAGUCACAGGAGAAGCACUAGCUGCUAAUUUCUUAAUUCCCUUUGAUGAAAAUAUGGGUGGUGGAGGUUCUCUUGCGGAGCUUUGCUGUGAUUCUUUGAAAGAUUUUAAUCCGAUGGUUCAUGUUUCUGUUGAAAAAGGUGAUUUGUCAAGCUUUGAUGUAGAUUUUUUUGAAAAAUUCGACAUUGUGGUCAUCAGUUGCUGCUCACUUGCAUCCAAGAAAUCAGUUAACGAGAAAUGUCGCAAGUUGUCUAAGCGAGUUGCGUUUUACACUGUAGAUUGUAGAGACUCUUGUGGUGAAAUAUUUGUGGAUCUGCAUAACUAUUCUUAUGCCAAGAAAAAGGCCGAUGAGACCGUUGAAUGCCAAUUGCACUAUCCAUCAUUUGAGGAAGCAAUUGCAAUACCCUGGAGGUCACUUCCAAAGCGAGUGGCAAAGCUUUAUUUUGCAAUGAGAGUGGUUGAAAGAUUUGAAGAGGUGGAAAGGCGCAAACCUGGAGAGACAUCCAUUGAGGAUCUGCCAAAUGUCUUGAAGCUUAGAAAUGAACUAUGCCAAGCACAUUCGCUUAACGAAUCACAGAUUCCAGACCCUCUUCUAGAGAGAUUGGUUGUGUCAUCAAAAGAAUUUCCUCCUGUCUCUGCAGUACUUGGGGGAAUUCUCGGCCAGGAAGUAAUUAAAGCGAUAUCUGGCAAAGGUGAUCCUCUAAAAAAUUUCUUCUUCUUUGACUCGGUGGACGGCAAAGGUGUCAUAGAGGACAUUUCCACAUUUUAAAACUGAGAUCCAUCCAGGUCAGGAAUUAACUCUAGAAACUAGCUGAAGUUUGUAACCUGAAUUGUUAGAUUUGAGGGAUCUGUUUUUAGUUAAGGGAUAUCCUCUUUGGGGGCAGCUUUUAUCGGUUCUUCUAAUGGUGACAUUGUUUAAUGAGAAUCAAAUUUAAGUAUUAUUAUUCUGUCA